Messenger RNA from Acomys russatus (golden spiny mouse), 389 nucleotides. RefSeq names its product keratin-associated protein 19-2-like. Lineage: Eukaryota; Metazoa; Chordata; Mammalia; Rodentia; Muridae. Bases 43 to 354 code for a protein of 103 amino acids. The record is from RefSeq and is a predicted model, not a curated record. The transcript has a single exon.
CCUUCCCUUGAAAAACAAAUCAAACCUGCCUCUCCUGACACCAUGAGCUACUACAGUGGCUACUACGGAGGCCGUGGCUACGGCUAUGGCAACUUCGGAGGCCUGGGCUGUGGGUAUAACAGCUUCCGCAGACUGGGCUGUAGCUCUGGCUGUGGAGGUUACGGAUAUGGCUCUGGCUAUGGAGGCUACGGAUAUGGCUCUGGCUACGGCGGUUACGGAUAUGGCUCUGGCUACGGCGGUUACGGAUAUGGCUCUGGCUACGGAGGCUUCGGAGGCUACGGACAUGGCUCUGGCUACGGAGGCUCCGGUUUUGGCUCUGGCUAUGGAGGGUACGGGUUCUCCAGUUUCUACUGAAAUUCUGCUCUAAUUACUCAGCAUUUGACGUCUUG